Molecule: messenger RNA, 582 nt
Organism: Saccharomyces cerevisiae S288C
Lineage: Eukaryota; Fungi; Ascomycota; Saccharomycetes; Saccharomycetales; Saccharomycetaceae
Gene: YPL257W
Exons: 1
Coding region: 1-582 (193 amino acids)
Cellular component (GO): membrane
Source: RefSeq, marked reviewed
AUGACAGCUCAUGCAAAUGAAAGGAUUAGCGAUGUAUCCCCUAGUGCUAGGGGUUCAAGUUCGGAAUCGAAGUAUGACAAGCUCUGCCGAGUUCUUUUCUUUAUUGCAAUUACAAAAAGCUCAUUCACUCCGGAGCACAUAUUGUAUAAGCAUUCAAUAUUUACUGAUAAGCCAAUUUUAGCUGAUAUAGUUACUUUUAUGUAUGCGGCGUUUGUUUCCAUUGGAUGGUUUCUGAUAUGGGGGGAAAGAGCAUACAGAACUCAAGAAAUGGGUCAACCUCCAAUGUACUCGAAUAUAAACUAUCACCUUUUAAGUUUUAAGAAAAGACACCCCAAGAAAUUUACAUGUGCGUUAUGGUUGGUAUUUUUCCUUGCAUAUACGGUUUUGACAGUUUUAAUUUGGUUAGUUCAGUUGAUUUUUCGAAAAGGUAAUGUUUUUCAAAUGUUAUUGCAACUUAUUAUAUUAGAUAUCGCCAUUGCAUUGGUCAAUGUAGCAAUUGCAUUCACUUUUGAAAUAUAUCUUUCACAGAAAGCCGCUAUCGAGAUUCGCGACGAAGGUUUAAAUAAUCUUGACACCGCUUAA